AAAGGGGACCCGGGCCCGGAGCUCGUGCCUUGCCCCGGGAGGAAGCGCGUGCAGAUCUGGUGGCAAGUUUCCCCUUUUGCUUUCUCGUCAGAGCAACCGCUGGCGGUGGGCGGUAAGGGUAAUGCCCAGCUCCAGCCUCCAGGGGAUCCGGAGCCAGCGGGGUUAAGACAGAAAGACCCCACCACCACCAGCAGCACCACCAUGGGCAGCCGCGACCACCUGUUCAAAGUGCUGGUGGUGGGGGACGCGGCGGUGGGCAAGACGUCGCUGGUGCAGCGCUAUUCGCAGGACAGCUUCAGGAAACACUACAAGUCCACUGUGGGAGUGGAUUUUGCUCUGAAGGUUCUCCAGUGGUCUGACUCUGAGAUCGUGCGACUCCAGCUGUGGGAUAUUGCAGGGCAGGAGCGUUUCACUUCUAUGACCCGGCUCUAUUAUCGGGAUGCCUCUGCCUGUGUUAUUAUGUUUGAUGUUACCAAUGCCACUACCUUCAGCAACAGCCAGAGAUGGAAACAGGACCUGGACAGCAAACUUACACUGCCUAAUGGAGAGCCUGUACCCUGCCUGCUAUUGGCCAAUAAGUGUGACCUGUCCCCAUGGGCAGUGAGCCGAGACCAGGUUGACCGGUUCAGUAAAGAGAAUGGCUUCACAGGUUGGACAGAAACAUCAGUCAAGGAGAACAAGAACAUUAAUGAGGCCAUGAGAGUUCUCAUUGAAAAAAUGAUGAACAAUUCCAAAGAAGAUACCAUCUCUUUGUCCACCCAAGGGAACUACAUCAACAUAGAAUCCAAGUCCUCCUCUGGCUGGGCCUGCUGCUAACAGUUGCUUUUUCCCUCCCAGUUCUUUCCAUUUCUUCCCAAUGUGGGUCCUGCCUCAGUUUUACCAAGUACAGUGAACUAGCCCUAAGGAGCACAGCCUCGCCUGGAAAAGAUGCCUAGUGCAGGUGCAUUUCUGUAGCUCCAGCAACUUGGCUCUCACUUACUGGCCCAAUCAGUAUGUUCUCACUCUUCUAUCUGAGAUCUGGGAUUUUUGUGGGAGGAACUCAAGUCUGUGCA
Molecule: messenger RNA, 1052 nt
Organism: Suncus etruscus (white-toothed pygmy shrew)
Lineage: Eukaryota; Metazoa; Chordata; Mammalia; Eulipotyphla; Soricidae
Gene: RAB29
Product: RAB29, member RAS oncogene family
Exons: 5
Coding region: 202-816 (204 amino acids)
Biological process (GO): vesicle-mediated transport
Cellular component (GO): vesicle; trans-Golgi network; Golgi apparatus
Molecular function (GO): GTPase activity; GTP binding
Source: RefSeq, a predicted model, not a curated record